AUGUCGAUAACCACCAACUUACGAAGCCAUCGAUUUCUGUACAGGUACUCUGGUCCCCUUCUAAACGACUUCUCCGUGAUGUUAACUCUUCGAUCGAAUAUGCUGCACAAUAUUCGUUCUAGGAUUAUCAGUCGAAAAUAUAGCCUUUCAAAGAUAUUUCGCACAUUUUCGAAAAUGCUUGCUAAGAUGGAUAGUUCUGAGGUUCCAAGUUUCACUUCCCGUUCUGACAGGUGGUGGGAUAGAGGCGGUGAUUUUCGGGCUCUGCAUGCAAUGAAUCCCAUUCGGUUAGGAAUGAUUAAUUAUUUGUUCAAGGAUGAAUCUCCCAAGCCUUGGUAUCCACUCUACGGGCGUCAAAUUAUGGAUAUUGGUUGUGGCGGUGGUAUUUUAUCAGAGCCACUCGCUCGCCUUGGAGCGGAGGUGCUAGGCAUAGAUACGCUGCCGGAGGCCAUAGAUGCUGCAAAAGACCAUCUGAUUAAAGUAAACCCUGACCAAUGGAAGGAAGCACCCUUUGGUGCACCGGAAUAUCGAAAAAUGAGCACGUUGGAAGCCGCUGCUCAAUUUUCUGAAGGAUUUGAUGCUGUCGUCGCCUCCGAAGUUUUGGAACACGUCUCCGACUGGAAACAACUUGUUAGCGAUGCUUCUAGUUGUUUGAAGCCUGGAGGCCACUUUAUUGUAACUACGAUAAACAGAACGCUGCCGUCCUAUUGGUUGGGCAUCAUAAUUGCAGAAAACAUCAUUAAAAUAACGCCUAAGGGGAUGCACACUUGGAGCAAAUUCGUUGAGCCUUCAGAAUUGAGUCUUGUUGCAAUCAGAAACAACCUCCAGCCUAGAAAAGUGCUCGGGAUGACCUACUGUCCCUUAUCGAAUGAAUGGAGUUGGACAGAAUCACAGUCCAUAAACUACGCUUUCCAUGCCGUUAAAGUUGUACCUGGAAACUCCUAA
Messenger RNA from Echinococcus granulosus, 942 nucleotides. Its product is annotated as Hexaprenyldihydroxybenzoate methyltransferase. Lineage: Eukaryota; Metazoa; Platyhelminthes; Cestoda; Cyclophyllidea; Taeniidae. Gene Ontology annotation, molecular function: 2-methoxy-6-polyprenyl-1,4-benzoquinol methyltransferase activity. The transcript has 7 exons. The coding region runs from base 1 to 942 and encodes 313 amino acids. The record is from RefSeq and is a predicted model, not a curated record. Gene Ontology annotation, biological process: ubiquinone biosynthetic process.